GCCCACACUCCAAACCAAACACGUCAAUUAUAAACAUCGGGUUGCGCGAAGCCAAAGCGUCCAAGCAACCGCUUCCUGCUCCUCUUACUCGCUCCGCCCUCUGCCACCGCUCGACUCGAUCCCGCGCCGCCGCGCCAUGGAUCGCGCCGACCCCGCGCGGGGCCGCCUCGCCGUGCUCUCCUCCCACCUCGCCGCCGGCGCCGUGAAGUCGGAGGGGCUGGAGAGGUCGCCGGUGUCCGCGGCGGCCCCCGGACCCCGCGCCGGCGCGCUCGCCGUGGUGGACGGGAGGACCGGGAAGCGGCACGAGGUGAAGGUCUCCGAGGACGGCACCGUGCGCGCCACCGACUUCAAGAAGAUUACCACCGGAAAGGAUGACAAAGGUCUUAAGAUUUAUGAUCCUGGUUAUCUCAAUACAGCCCCAGUUCGUUCAUCCAUCUGCUACAUUGAUGGGGAUGAGGGAAUCCUUCGCUACAGGGGAUAUCCAAUUGAAGAGUUGGCUGAAAGCAGUUCAUUUGUAGAGGUGGCAUACCUCUUAAUGUAUGGGAAUUUACCUACUCAGAGCCAAUUGGCAAGCUGGGAAUUCGCUAUUUCACAACACUCUGCUGUUCCCCAAGGACUUUUGGACAUCGUACAAUCAAUGCCCCAUGACGCUCACCCCAUGGGUGUUCUUGCCAGUGCAAUGAGUACCCUUUCUGUCUUCCAUCCAGAUGCAAACCCUGCUCUUAGAGGUCAAGAUCUUUACAAGUCGAAGCAGGUGAGAGAUAAGCAAAUUGUGCGAGUACUUGGGAAGGCCCCAACGAUAGCAGCUGCUGCAUACUUGAGAUUAGCUGGAAGGCCUCCCAUUCUUCCUUCAAAUGCUCUUUCUUAUUCAGAGAACUUCUUGUACAUGCUGGACUCUUUGGGUAACAAAUCAUAUAAACCAAAUCCUCGACUUGCGCGGGCUCUAGAUAUCCUAUUUAUUCUGCAUGCUGAACAUGAAAUGAACUGCUCCACUGCUGCGGUUAGGCACCUUGCUUCAAGUGGUGUUGAUGUCUUCACUGCUCUUUCUGGUGGUGUUGGAGCUCUAUAUGGCCCACUGCAUGGUGGUGCAAAUGAGGCAGUGCUUAAAAUGUUAAAUGAGAUUGGAAGUGUGGAAAAUAUUCCAGAUUUCAUUGUAGGAGUAAAGAACAGGAAGAGGAAGAUGUCCGGUUUUGGUCACCGUGUGUAUAAGAACUAUGAUCCUCGUGCUAAAGUCAUCCGGAAAUUGGCAGAGGAGGUUUUCUCAAUUGUGGGGCGGGAUCCACUUAUUGAGGUUGCCAUUGCUCUGGAGAAGGCAGCACUGUCAGACGAAUAUUUUAUCAAGAGGAAGCUGUAUCCAAAUGUGGAUUUCUACUCUGGACUAAUUUAUAGGGCAAUGGGAUUCCCUACAGAAUUUUUCCCUGUUCUGUUUGCCAUUCCUAGAAUGGCUGGUUGGCUAGCACAUUGGAAAGAGUCGCUUGAUGAUCCCGAUACUAAGAUUAUGAGGCCCCAACAGGUGUACACAGGCAUUUGGCUGAGGCAUUACGCCCCUGUCAGAGAACGAGUGCCGCCAAGCCAGAGUGAGGAACUUGGCCAGAUUGCCACCUCAAACGCUACAAGACGACGCCGUGCAGGUUCUGCCCUGUAGAAGAGCUGCAACAUGCAACGGCCAGCGUACACAAUAAACAAGGGACCCCUCUUGGGCCCGAAAAAAGGGCCAGGGCACACCUGAACUUGGAGGUGUAUACUUUCUGUUGUCAAGUAUAUAGGCAAUAAUAUACUGCAUCGUUACAUUGUAAAAACUGUCACGAGGCUUGUGGAGAACGUUGCGUUCUGUUUCUUGAACUUUCCCUAGGAUAAAUGAAGAGCUUUUACACGA
Panicum hallii is the source of this 1876-nucleotide messenger RNA. RefSeq names its product citrate synthase, glyoxysomal-like. Gene Ontology annotation, biological process: carbohydrate metabolic process; tricarboxylic acid cycle. Gene Ontology annotation, cellular component: mitochondrial matrix. The record is from RefSeq and is a predicted model, not a curated record. The coding region runs from base 137 to 1645 and encodes 502 amino acids. The transcript is spliced from 13 exons. Lineage: Eukaryota; Viridiplantae; Streptophyta; Magnoliopsida; Poales; Poaceae.